AUGGCCCGCAAGCGCCGCGCGCCUUCGCCGCCGCCGCCGCAGGAGGAGGAGUCCUCCUCCGAGGAAUCUGGCUCCGAAGAGUUGGAGGAGCCUCCUCGCCCCCCGGCGCACCGUAGGCCCCCGCAGGCCGCGGCCAACAACGCCGACUCGUCGGAGGCGGACUCGGAAUCCGACACCGACGUCCAAUCCUUCCAGAUGCGCCAGGUGCCCCACUCCCCCACCAAGCAUACGCACCCGGCCCCCCAGCCGGAAUCCGAUGCCGAGGAGGAGGAGGAGGAGGAGGAGGAGGAGGAGGAAGAGGAAGAGGGCGAGUCGGAGGAGUCGGAGCCGGAGAACCCGGUGCCUGUGGUUCAGAAGAAGGCCGGGGCGUCCAAGACAGAGCAGGAGAGGAAGAGGCCCGCCUCGGAUCCUGCUCCUACCGGGAAGGCAAAAAGGGCCAAGGCCGGGGAGGAGAAGGCUGUGGCGGGGGAUGAGGCUACCCCUCCUCCCAAGGCGAAGAAGGGCAAGGUCGAGCUAGAGAAGCCGGCGCCUGAGGCCACUCCAGUAGGAAAGACGAAGAAGGGCAAGGUCGAGCUAGAGAAACCAGUGCCUGAUGCCACUCCAGCAGGAAAGGCGAAGAAGGGCAAGGCUGAGAAGGCAGCUCCUGAGGCCACGCCCUCAGGCAAGUCUGAGAAGCCUGUGCGCUGGGGGAAAGAUGAUGAGACGAAGAUCUUGGAGGCUCUUGCGGCGCAUGUCAAGAGUGAGGGUGAGCUGCCAAAGACUGAUUUACUUCUUGCUAGUGUUCGUGACCGCCUCGUCAGGAAGAACUGCACCUACACGGAUAUCUAUGAGAAGGUGCGAAGGCUAAAGGAACGGUACGAGAAAGCAGUGAGCACGGGCAUUGUGCCAAGUACAGAAGAUGGACUCCAGAUGUAUAAUCUCUCAGAAGCAAUCUGGGGAGAGAAGGCAAGGGAGGCUGCUGCUGCCGUUACGUCUCAAAAGGGUGGUGCUGUUACAAAGGGUAAGAAGGGGCAGGCUAACAAAGAGAAGAUGGAUGGAAAUGCAAAGGGUGGCGCGGCAAAGGAGGCUGCCCCCAGUACUGCCAAUCAAAGUGGUGAUUCUCAGAAAGGAAGUAAGAAGGGGCAGGCCAGUUUGUCAGAGGAGGCUGCCACCACUGCCUCCCUAAGUAAGAGUAAGAAGCAGGAAAGUCACAAUGAGGAAUUGAACAAAGAUGCUGGUAAUUUGGCCAAGGGCAAGAAGGGGAAAACUGACAAAGGGAAGAUGGACAGAGAUACGGACAGUCUGACACCAAAGGAAACCAUAAAUGCAAAUCAGAAUGGUGGCAUUCUGGUUAGGAGUAAGGAAGGAGAAAUUCAUGAUGAUGAAACAGAAGGAGAUGCUAAUGUGCAAGGUGUGCGCAGAGGUUUUGAUGAGCUGCAGAAGUUGUAUUCCAACCUUGCUGUUUACGUGGAGGAGAUUGAGGCCCAUCAUCCAUGUGGGGAGACUCUGAAGAGAGCAUUUGGGUCCAUUGCUGAUGAGAAGGCAGAAGGUCUGGAAUCCAAGAUCAAGAAGCUAAGAGUAGCUGAGACGAAGGCGGAGGUCCGUCAAGGGGACAUAAAGAAGGAGGUUCUUAAUUUGUUGCUCAGCUUAGUGGACUAA
Messenger RNA from Miscanthus lutarioriparius, 1638 nucleotides. NCBI's taxonomy places the organism in Eukaryota, Viridiplantae, Streptophyta, Magnoliopsida, Poales, Poaceae. The record is from the annotation of a GenBank genome assembly.